UCAAAGAGUACCAAGAACAGUGACGGAAGCUGCUUCAGAUAUACUUGAGAUAACAUUUAAUGAGACUAGUACUAAUGCUUCCUUUAAUAUACCAGUUACAUUGGAGUGUACUGGUGAAGCUCCUGAGAAUGUUACAGUUACUAUACACUGCAAUGGAACUGGUGUUGUUGUAUAUGAUGAUACUACAGAAGUGGAGAAAGCUAAUCAACCAAUGAAUAUAACAGGAUCAGUACCAGUACUACUAAACCAACAGUGUAACAUCAGUAUUAUAUUUAGUAAUGAGGCUGGUAGUAGUGAACCAUUUAUACUAGCAUUUAACACUACUCACACUAUUCCUACAAUCAACCCUACAUCAUCACCUACUGGUGCUGAAGAAACAACUACUUUAUCUCCUGAUCCAAUAUUAUUCACACCAGAAAUUAUUGGAGCUAUUGUUGGCAUUGCUGUGCUGCUGAUAAUACUGAUAAUAGUGAUAGUGGUGGUGGUUAAAUGUUAUAAGAAGGCUAAUGAUGAUGAUGUAAAAAAGAAAAAUCAGGAAAUAUAUUCUGAUGAAAAUAAUGGAAUUGCACUUGAGACUGUUAACAUCAACAAAAAUGAAUCAGAAGUAAAUACUGAGCAUAUUGAAACUAAUAUUGGCAACUCACUUCAAAUAACUCAAACAACUGUUGUUGAACUUCAUGCUAAAGAUGAUGAUACUUCAAUGCCAUAUGAUACUGCUCCUGUUGAAGCUAGUGCUGAUACACCUGAAGGUAGUGAAAUGAUAGCAACACAAGUGAAUAAAAAUAAGAAACAACCAAGACCAUCCACAAACAAAAAAGAAACUACUACUACUGAAGCUAUUGGAGGAGGAGCUACUAAAGAGCCGAUAUAUUCAGAAUUAGGAGCAGCACCUGCAGCUGGUACUAGAUCUUUUGCAAAAACUGAAGCAUCAUCAGUUGAAUAUGCUGAUAUUGAUAAAAUUGUACCAAAAUCUAAAGCCACUACUCAACCACAGUCUUAUGAUGAUGUGGUAGUAUCUGCUAGUGGUACUACUGUAAUUGGAGCUACUGGAGGAGAUACUAAUCCACCACCAAUACCUGAUAAGAAAAGUAAAGGAGCUGCUACUACUGGACAAGAAGGUACCAAUGGGGAAACUGAUGCUGCAAGGAAUUUACCUCAUCAUGUUAACGAUGAUUCACAUUUUCCCUCUCCUCCUCCUCCUCCCCGUCCUCCUCAUCCUCAUCCUCCUCGUCCUCCUCCCCCUCCUCCCCAUUCUCCUCCUCCUGGGAGUGGGGAAGGAGGAGUUCAACCUGAUGAUAUAAUAACAUUUGUCACACCCUCUGUAAACUUCAUUGGGGACAUACCACAUGGCGACUGGAGAUGUCUUACCUUAAAUACUCCAAACACUCAAGUUGAUUGGUUACAUAAUGGCACUGUCAUUAGUAAUGGGACUGUAUCAACACUCAAUGAAUUAGAGUGGACUCCAUUGCAUGAUGUAAGUCAGACUGGUAUCUAUACUUGUCGUGUGACUACAAGUGAUGGGACUAACUGUGGAAAUAAAUCUGUUUCGUUAUAUGUGAUUGGUAAGUUAAAAUGA
Molecule: messenger RNA, 1576 nt
Organism: Amphimedon queenslandica
Lineage: Eukaryota; Metazoa; Porifera; Demospongiae; Haplosclerida; Niphatidae
Product: histone-lysine N-methyltransferase SETD1B-like
Exons: 12
Coding region: 212-1576 (454 amino acids)
Source: RefSeq, a predicted model, not a curated record